This is a messenger RNA of Neocloeon triangulifer, 2369 nucleotides long. It is a transcript of the gene heix, whose product is annotated as ubiA prenyltransferase domain-containing protein 1 homolog. Gene Ontology annotation, biological process: vitamin K biosynthetic process; menaquinone biosynthetic process. The record is from RefSeq and is a predicted model, not a curated record. The transcript is spliced from 3 exons. Gene Ontology annotation, cellular component: Golgi membrane; endoplasmic reticulum. Bases 601 to 1551 code for a protein of 316 amino acids. Gene Ontology annotation, molecular function: prenyltransferase activity. Lineage: Eukaryota; Metazoa; Arthropoda; Insecta; Ephemeroptera; Baetidae.
AUUAAAACUCAAUGUUUGAAUGUUUUUUUUCAAUAUUUUGAUAUUUAUCUUAAUCCCGUCUCUAACAAAGCUGCCUCUAUUUUUAAAGUAAUAACAUCUUGGAAUAACAUCGGCUGUUGUGUCCAACAAGCUUCAUAAAAAUAAUAUUCGCUCAAGUCUUGGCUCAGCCCAACUUUUUCCACCACCAUUCUUCUUACGUCAACUUCUUGCUGAUAGUAAUUUGUUAUAAAGGCCACAGUUUCCACUGAAAAUAAAUAAUUUUUAAGGUGGUGGCUUUCCCAAGACUGGAGCAACGAGUAGAAUUCUGCAAUCAAAUCUCGGACGUUUCGGGUGACAGCUCGUGAGGUCGCUGGCGAAAACAGAAAUUUCUCAACGGGAAAAUGCAAAUUUCUCUUCAAUAAUAAGUGAGGGACGCUGCUCGGAGUGCGAUGCCCGAAGAUUGAGAGGCCGGACGAGAGUGGCGAGCCGUGAACGAGCGUCUGCCCCGAACGGUGCACCACGAACUCUGACCCAGUUGUGAACGACUCCGCUCUCUGCAGGUGCUGCACCCGCACCCUGAACUGAAUUUCACUCACCUUCCGUUCCUCUUUCAGCCCGAGCAUGGCCGGCGACGGCGACGAUGUGUCGGAUGUGCACCCGGAACGGCCCAACAAACUCAUGAAACUGUCUUCGUACCUGCUGGCUCUGCGGCCGUGGUCCCUGAGUGCGUCUCUGAUGCCCACCCUGCUAGGAAGUGCCAUCGCACACAAGAGCACCGGCGACUUCAACCCAGUCCUGCUGGUGGUUACGGCGUUCACUGUCCUGUCGGUGCACGGAGCUGGAAAUGUGGUCAACACCUACUUUGACUACAUCAAGGGCAUCGACAGCAAGAAGCAGAGCGACGACCGCACCCUGGUCGACCAGCUGCUGUCCAAGGACGAAGUGGUCACUCUAGGCGCCAUGCUUUACAUGUUGGGCUGCGUCGGCUUCAUCAUGCUAGCCAUGCUGUCCCCGGCCAAGAUGGAGCACCUAGCGCUCAUCUACUUUGGAGGACUGUCCAGUUCUUUCCUGUACACUGGAGGAAUCGGGCUCAAGUACAUCGCCCUUGGUGACGUCCUCAUCUUGGUCAUAUUUGGGCCGCUAUCGGUGCUUUUCGCCUUCAUGGCCCAGACGGGCAAGGUUGCCUGGGCUUCCAUGUACUACGCCAUCCCUCUGGCCCUCAACACGGAGGCCAUCCUGCACAGCAACAAUGCUCGGGACCGUCAGAGCGAUGCCAAGGCUGGAAUUGUAACUCUGGCCAUCCUGGUGGGACACACAGCCUCCCAUGUGCUGUACGCAGCUUUUUUGUUCGGGCCGUACAUCAUUUUUGUGGUGAACGCUAUGCACCAUUCGGUAUGGCUGUUGCUACCACUCAUCACCCUACCAUCAGCCUUCCAGUUGGAGAAGGAGUUCCGAAGCGACAGCAUGCAGCGAGUGCCGCGCAAGACUGCCCGACUUAAUCUGUUCUUUGGACUGCUCUACGUGGUGGCCAUCUACAUGUCGGACUCGAAUAGAUUGCCGUACAUCCACUAGUGCCGGUACUUAGUUUUGUUUUUGCGCAGAGUGGCCACUUUUAGUGACCACACCUUGCGCCUGGCAGGAGAGAUAUUUAUAUGAUUGCUGUUAUAGUCCAGGAGGUAUUACACAAAGGUUGGCAGCAGCAACCAUUUGGUGUUGGUUCUUGAUAGGACUGCAAGCGCAAUGACUUUUUUCUAAAAUAAUAAGGCAUGGAAUAAUUGUCUCUGACGCGUGUGUGCUGUCAAUUAUGGUUGUUCUUGUUGGUUCUGAAUGAAGAAAGUGCCAAGGUGUAGAGAUAACUAUUUAUAACUUUUUGCGAUUUUUGCAACGAUUGGUCGGAUCAGUAUGCGUUAUGUUAUGUUCGUUGUAAUUUGCUCAAAUUAUAUAAUGCUACUUGAUAAUGCGGAUAAUACCAGGAAGCUAUUUGUAUUGAUUUUAUUUUAAUCUGAACUUUGCUUUAAUUUAUAAUAUUGUAACACCACAUGAAGUAAAUGUACAGCUCUUAAGCAGGGCUGUUAAUUUCUCAUUUUACUUGUUGCUUGAUUUAAUAUGCAUAUGAAUAGAUGUCUGAGCUUCAUUACUCAAUCUAAUUUUUUAGCAGGAAACUGACUGUUCACUGGGCUACUAAGUAGUGUUGGUAUGAUAUAUCAAUCAAAAAGGGCGGUUAAAUCGUAUGCUCAGACGUCUUUGAACUACAGGCCGGUGCUUGAUGUGUUGGAAAAGUCGAAGAUACAGAUUUUUGCAGCUAUGAAAUUUAUGUGUGCUGACAAUACUCAAAACACACUAAAAUGUGCUUAAAUUUUGAAUAAACCUAUUCUUCUGUCAAAAAUGAA